Messenger RNA from Glycine soja, 757 nucleotides. RefSeq names its product EPIDERMAL PATTERNING FACTOR-like protein 8. The record is from RefSeq and is a predicted model, not a curated record. Gene Ontology annotation, biological process: stomatal complex development; guard cell differentiation. Bases 140 to 538 code for a protein of 132 amino acids. Lineage: Eukaryota; Viridiplantae; Streptophyta; Magnoliopsida; Fabales; Fabaceae. The transcript has 2 exons.
GCAUUGUCUCUCCAACAGGAAACAUCCCUCAACUUUAUCUAACACAUUCAAUGUCUUCUUUGCCUACCUAUCAUAUCUCAAUCGCCAUACCCUUUAAUUCAUUGAUUCUCCCAAAUCCUUUCCCACACACACCCUGCCUAUGAUCUCAACUUUCUUCACUGUAACUUACAUCAACAUAUCAAACUUCUUCAUAGAUCUAAACUUCUCGUCACUGAUGGCUCCACAAGGCAGAAUCUACCCACAGCAUGGAUCCAAAGUUACUAUUACUGUAGCCUUCUUUUUUUAUCUCAUUGUUCUACUGCCCAAAUCAGAUGCAGGUGGAUCCAGCGAGAGUGUGGAGGGAAGCAAAGUGGUGAUAGGGUCAAAGCCUCCUGCUUGUGGAAACAAGUGCAUGAGCUGCAGGCCUUGCAUAGCAACUGUGGUCGUUCCUAAUCACAAAAGGAAGGGUUUCAACUUCAAAUUCAAUGGAGUCGACGAUGAUAGCUAUUACCUCCUUUCAUGGAAAUGCAGGUGUGGGGAUAAGUUGUUUCAACCAUAAGUAGUACGUACCCUAGCUACAAUUCUAUGUUCUCACACUAUAUAUACAAGUUAGGAAAAGCAGAAACCUACUUCGGUUGGAGCUAGCUUCUAUUUCUCAAUCUUUGUCUCUUUCUGAUUUUAGUGGACGGACGAUUGAACUUGUCUUCAUCUUUAUCCAUUAAUCUAAGACACUUGUGAGUUGUGACCAUGAAUAAAACUACUUUCAUGAAUUCAACCA